UAUUUGCCUCUGUGUUUUUGUGCGUUGUUAAUAAAGCUUCAUUGGAUUGAAAAGACGGUUAAUCUGUCAGAUUAGCGCUGUCUUCAGUCUGUUAGCAGUUAGCAGAUUAGCAGAGUGCUGAUAAUCCCUGAGUGCUGCGGUUCCUUUGUGUCAGUCAGCAUGUGGACCAUGAGGAAGAAGGUCCUGCUCUCAGUGCUCCUGGCUGUGUCGGUGUCAGCGUAUGUGGAGCAGCUCGAUGACUCCUUCCUGGAGACAAGGACAGCAGAUGACAUCUGGCUUAUCAAAUUUUACGCCCCCUGGUGUUCGUUCUGUAAACAGCUGGAUCCUGUUUGGCAUCAGGUCGGCUCUGAGCUGAAGAGUCUCGGCUCGCCCGUCAACGUUGGCAAAUCAGACGCCACGGCAAGCACCGGUUUGGCCAAAGAGUUCAGGGUCAGAGGUUACCCAGCCAUCCUCAUGUGGAAGAAAGAUGUGAAGUAUAAUUACUCCGGACCGAGGACUAGAGACGGGAUCCUUGACUUUGCUAACAGAGUUGGAGGGCCGCUGGUUCGAUCCCUGAGCAGCCCGAAGCUGUUCCAACAUGCCAUGAGCCGCCAUGACAUCAUGAUUGUUUAUGUUGGAGCCACGUCACCCCUGAAGGGAAACUUCACGUCAGCAGCAGAAGAGCUGAUCGUUCACACCUACUUCUUCUCUGCAUCCAGGGACGUCCUCCCUAAGCGUUUGUUUCAGGUGGUGUCGCUGCCCUCUCUGCCUGCGGUUGUGGUGUUUAAGGAUGGGACCUUCUUUACCUUUAACGAGGAAGUUGACGGUGAUCUGAAGUUGUGGAUUACCAGAGAACGCUUCCCGAGCUUCUUAAAGAUCGACAGCUACACGCUGUACGCCAUGGGGGAGACAGGUAAACUGGUCUUGUUGGCCCUGGUGGAUAGAGGACUGAGUGAGGAGGGUCUGAGGUUCAAACGACUCGUGGAGAAAGUGUCCACAGAUCACAGAGAGACCUACAGCAGGUCCUUUUAUUUUGGCUUCAUGGAUGACAGUGAAUACAUCAAAGGUCUUGUGAUGGAUGAUGUCAUCGUUCCCUCCUUCAUUGUGGUAAAUCUGUCCAAUGAUGGCUACUUCCUGCCACCAGUCGCCGUGGAGACAGAGCGUCACCUGCUUGACUUCCUGGACGGGGUUCAGGAGGGGAGCUUGGAGACUCAGGGAGGAAACAGCAUCACUCAGCGCGUCAGACGCUUCAUUUACGACGCCAAAACCACGCUGCAGCCCGUGUUCAGUCAGGCACCGGUGCUUGGGUUCUUCCUGCUCGGCGUCCCGGUCUGCCUCACCGCGGUCUUCUGCUUCCUGUGCCUGAAGAAACGUCCCACCGUGUACGAAGAAGACGAGGACGAUGACGGGGAUGGCGUGCUUCUAGCUUCGUCGGUUCAGCGACGCAAAAAACCGACGGACAAAAAGUCUGACUGAUGAAGGCGAUCAGGGGGAAGAGCUUAACGGGGGAAUAAAGAUGACAUCAUGUUUGUGUUGAAAUAAAUAAAGAUCAGUUCACAUGU
Molecule: messenger RNA, 1541 nt
Organism: Notolabrus celidotus (New Zealand spotty)
Lineage: Eukaryota; Metazoa; Chordata; Actinopteri; Labriformes; Labridae
Product: protein disulfide-isomerase TMX3-like
Exons: 16
Coding region: 160-1455 (431 amino acids)
Biological process (GO): peptidyl-cysteine oxidation
Cellular component (GO): endoplasmic reticulum
Molecular function (GO): protein disulfide isomerase activity
Source: RefSeq, a predicted model, not a curated record